AUGUUGUUGCUAGGCAACGACCAGAUCCUGUCUCGUGUCAAGCCCGCUGUUGGGGGUGAGACGUCAACUAGUGUCAGUGAGAAGAAGAAGAAAAACAAAAUCAAAAUUCCCAGUUUGGAAGAAUAUCUGCAGCAGAGAGACUACCUUGGAGCAAUAACUCUCUUGGAGUUUCAGAGAAGUAUUGGAGAGCGAGAGGAGAGUGCAGACCUCUGGAUUGGCUUCUGUGCCUUUCACUUGGGGGAUUACAAGAGAGCUAUGGAGGAGUACAAAGCGCUGACUGCAAAGCCUGACUGUCUUCCUGAUGUGUGGGUCUAUCUGGGUUGUGCCAUGUUUUUUCUGGGCCUUUAUAAAGAGGCUGAGGAGGCUACGUUAAAAGCUCCAAAGUCACCGCUCCGAAACCGACUCCUCUUCCAUUUGGCUCAGAAGUUCAGCGAUGAAAAGAAGCUUAUGGACAUCCAUCAGGACCUGCAGGAUGUGACUGAGGACCAGCUGAGUUUGGCCUCUAUCCACUACAUGCGCGCUCACUACCUGGAAGCCAUCGAGAUUUACAAACGUCUCCUCUCGGAGAACAGAGACUUCAUAGCAAUGAAGGUUUACGUGGCUCUGUGUUAUUACAAGCUGGGCUACUUCGACGUGUCGCAAGAAGUGUUGGCAGCGUACCUUCAGAACAUCCCUGACUCCACCAUCGCCCUCAACCUCAAAGCCUGCAACCACUUCUCCCUGUACAAUAGCAAAGCAGCCGAGGCUGAGCUGAAGAACCUUAUCGACAUCUCUUCCUGUUCGUUUGAGUUUGCUAAGGAACUUAUUAGACACAACCUGGUGGUGUUUGGCGGUGGUGAGGGAGCGCUCCAGGUGCUGCCCCCUUUGAUUGAUGUCAUCCCAGAGGCAAGGCUCAACCUUGUCAUCUAUUACCUGAGACAAGAUGAUGUCCAGGAAGCUUACAACCUAAUCCAAGAUUUAGACCCUUCAAAGCCGUCGGAGUAUGUUUUAAAAGGGGUGGUCAAUGCUGCAUGUGGGCAACAGCUUGGAAUGAGGGAUCACUUAAAAGCCGCCCAGGGAUACUUUCAGUUGGUUGGCAACUCAGCCAGCGAGUGCGACACUGUUCCUGGUAGACAGUGCAUGGCUUCCUGUUACUUCCUUUUGAGACAGUUUAAGGAUGUGCUCGUAUAUCUCAACUCAGUCAAGAGUUACUUCUAUGUCGACGAUACGUUUAAUUUCAACUAUGCUCAGGCCAAGGUGGCCACUAAUGAAUUUAAAGAAGCAGAAGAAAUUUUUCUUCUGAUUCAGAGUGAGAAGCUCAAGAGUGAUUAUGUUUACCUCAGCUGCCUGGCACGCUGCUACAUCAUGAACCAGAAGGGUCGUCUUGCCUGGGAGCUUUACUUGAAGAUGGGCACUUCCUCUGACUCUUUCAGUCUGCUUCAGCUCAUAGCCAAUGACUGCUACAGGAUGGGCCAAUUCUACUAUGCUGCUAAAGCGUUUGACGCACUGGAGAAGUUGGACCCAGGCUCCCACUACUGGGAGGGCAAGAGAGGGGCGUGUGUUGGGAUUUUUCAGCUCAUUUUAGCCAACAAGGAAUCCAAGGAGACACUAAAGGAGGUGGUGCUCCUGCUGCGCAAUUCCGGAAACCCGCAGGUGGAAUACAUCAUCCGAGCCAUGAAGAAGUGGGCCAAAGACAACAGAGUCUUCCUUUCUUGA
Molecule: messenger RNA, 1695 nt
Organism: Nerophis lumbriciformis (worm pipefish)
Lineage: Eukaryota; Metazoa; Chordata; Actinopteri; Syngnathiformes; Syngnathidae
Source: RefSeq, a predicted model, not a curated record